This is a messenger RNA of Aspergillus pseudonomiae, 4867 nucleotides long. RefSeq names its product putative cell polarity protein (Tea1). Bases 140 to 4552 code for a protein of 1470 amino acids. Gene Ontology annotation, molecular function: protein binding. The record is from RefSeq and is a predicted model, not a curated record. NCBI's taxonomy places the organism in Eukaryota, Fungi, Ascomycota, Eurotiomycetes, Eurotiales, Aspergillaceae. Gene Ontology annotation, biological process: regulation of cell shape. The transcript is spliced from 4 exons.
UUUGAUUCUGCCAUUGUAUUACUGAGAAUUGUUCGACUCGUGACAAAGCGGCCUUACUUGGCUUUCAGCGCUGCCUUUCCCAGUGCCGUUAAUCUACAACCCUGUACUCUGAACGACCGUUUACGAUUCAAUUGUCACGAUGGCAUUCUUGUUCAAAUCGAAAAAGAAUCAACAAAAUACUGCCCUUCCUCCAGCAAACAGAAGCCUCCACACCUCCGAAGGAGCGUCAACACAUGCACCGGCGGCGCCCAAUGGAAUAAAAGAGCGGGAGGGAAGCAAUUCGCAGACGCCGACCCCCAGCAGCAGCUACAAUAAUUCUCUGAAUUCGGUCCAACGGCCGCCGCAACAAUCGAUGAACAGCAAUACUCCCAAUACGAGCCCCGGCGCUUCAUUGUACCCAUGGUCACAGCGUCGCUUAAAUUUCGACACGCCGCAGACGAAUCCAUUUCCCCGCUAUGGCGCAGCUAUAAAUGCUGUUGCUUCGAACAAAGGAGAUAUAUAUAUGAUGGGUGGUUUGAUAGACGGAUCAACUGUCAAAGGAGAUCUCUGGGUGAUUGAAAGUGGCGGGGGAGAUCUCUCAUGCUUCCCAAUUGCCACUGUGUCGGAGGGGCCCGGUCCCAGAGUCGGUCAUGCGAGUUUACUGGUCGGUAAUGCUUUCAUUGUAUUUGGCGGUGAUACAAAAGUGGACGAGGCCGAUACUCUGGACGACACACUUUAUUUACUGAACACCUCCUCGCGGCAGUGGUCGCGCGCCAUACCUCCUGGGCCCCGGCCCGCUGGGCGUUAUGGACACACCUUGAACAUCCUGGGCUCCAAGAUUUACGUCUUUGGUGGACAGGUUGAAGGUUACUUUUUCAACGACCUGGUCGCAUUUGACCUUAACCAACUGCAAAAUCCAGCGAAUAAGUGGGAGUUUUUAAUCCGAAGCAGUCACGAUGGUGGUCCACCUCCGGGCCAGAUACCCCCGGCCAGAACGAACCAUACAAUUGUAAGCUUCAAUGACCGGUUGUAUCUGUUCGGAGGAACGAACGGCUUGCAGUGGUUUAACGACGUUUGGAGCUAUGAUCCUCGCGCUAACCAAUGGACUCAACUCGAUUGCGUUGGGUUUAUCCCUACGCCGCGAGAAGGGCAUGCAGCAGCUCUUGUAAACGAUGUCAUGUACAUAUUUGGCGGCCGCACAGAUGAGGGAAUCGACCUUGGGGAUCUGGCAGCUUUUCGUAUCACGACCCGACGGUGGUAUUCUUUUCAGAACAUGGGACCUGCCCCAUCACCAAGGUCUGGGCACAGUAUGACGGCUUACGGAAAGCAGAUCAUCGUGAUGGCGGGUGAGCCAAGCUCUGCACCAAGGGACCCCGUGGAACUCAGUAUGGUAUACGUCCUCGACACAUCGAAGAUUCGCUAUCCGACCGAGUCGCCAAACGGAGAUAGAGCACCCCCACCUGGUAUGAGAAAAGGCAGUACAGACAGGCAAAAUCCUCAGGGGGGCCGCACAUCUCGCGAGGCGCAGAAUCAACUUCCAGAUCCACGGCGACCAGGUGCCUCGCGGGAAAGCAUGAUGAGUCCAACCGGCAGACCAGCAGACGUUGGUCCUAACUCAGGGCCCGGGUCCCGACUCCCGAGGGCCUCUAUAGCUCAGGCUCCUGCAGGACCUCCUCCCCCAGGUCAAGCUCCCACCCCUGGCCCUCGAGGGAGCACCCCCCAAAACGUUAUGAACCCACGAAGCAAAACCCCCACAAAACUGGAUCGGUCGUAUGGCGGUCCACCGGUGGAUACCACUCGAGCGAUGGCAGCUGAUCGGGAUAGGGAGUCUCCAAUUGCCAAAGAAUCCCCCAAGGAGGCUAGACCUGUUCACGAUUCUGGAUCUGGAUCAGGAGAUCGUCGCACACCUACUCAGCAAUCACGGAUGUCUGCCCGAGCUAUGGAGGCUGGCGAGGCAGCCCCCCUUAUUAGUGCACCGGCCAGGCAACGGUCGCUGCGUCACCACCGACAGCGCAGCUCUAUGGAUAGUGCCGAUGAAUCUGUUUUGGGUCGAAAUGCCAGCAUUGAUGGCUCGGUAGACUCUCGAGGUUAUCGGGGUUCAAAGACCAUAGGUGAUGAACCCCGGUCACCAAGAUUGACUGCACAUCAAGAAGCACUUAUUAAGGAGCUCGAGGCUGUGAAAAGCCGUAAUGCAUGGUAUGCGUCCGAACUUGCAUUGGCCAAGAAGGCUGGUUACACGCCGAAUGCUUCAAGUAGCCCAACUUUAGACGAGCGUGCGGGCGAUGCGUUCGCUGACGAGGACCGCCCCUUAAUUGAAGCAUUUCUGGCAAUGAGGGCGGAACUUGCAAAGAUGCAAGCAACUGUAGAUCGACAAGCUGCUAUAGCUUCCAAGCGGGUCGCUGAGGUUGAGCACCAAAGAGAUGUGGCUGUCAAUGAAGCGGCUUAUGCUCGUGCUAAGCUUGCUGCUCAUGGUGGUAGUCAAAGAGGAACUCCGCAACCUGAUGGGCGCUCCCAGGAUCCUGAAGAAGUGAUGACGGAGAGAAGCACUGACAUCAGCAGAAGAUUGGCUUUAGCCCUUGCAUCUCAGAAUGAACUAAAGUCAAAACUUGAUACGGUUACAAGUGAACUCGAACAAGAAAAGCGGGGUAGAGAGCUAGCUGAAGAGACAUGUGAAGCUACCAGGAGACGUCUAGCUGAACUUGAGAUGCAAAACAAUGCUUUAGAGGUCGAAAGCCUCCGUGCAGAAUUACAUCAGCUGGAAGCCUCCAUGAGGGAAGAGGCUUUGCUACGAGCUGAAGCAGAAUCCGCAACAAAACAGCUGACCUUGGACAAGGAAGAGCUAAUGAAAAAGGUUGAGGACUCUUCAAUUCACCUCAAAGACUUUGGUACUAAUCUGGGCGUGCUCCGAGAGGCUGUUUCUGCGUCUUCUGGAAAAGCAGCCCUUCUCGAGAAACAAUUGGAAGAGGAGCGUGAACGUCGGGAGGGGUUGGAGAAAAAAUUGUUGCAGCUCAGAUCCGAGCACGAGGAACAGAAUGCCGAGCUUGAGAAUAUUGUCCGUCGUCUUCACGACGCCGAAGAACUCGCCGAAAGCAAUGCCAGGGAAGCUGAGACACAUAAGAAUGCGUUCUUGACAGGACUUGACCGCGCAAGAUCCUUUGAUUCCGAUUCUUCCAUACGGUCGCUCGCAGACCAGCGGGUAGCUGCCCUGGAGGCACAGGUGGAAAGGGCAAAUAAGCUGGCGAAAACUAGCCAGACAGCUGCAGAUGAGGCAGCAGACAAGCUCCGCCGUGCAGAAGAGAGGAUUGCAGGCUUAGAAGCAUACCAGGAACAGGCCAGUCGGGAAGGUUUGCAGCUUCGAAGGCAGCUCCAAGCAGCUAUGAAAGAAGGCCAGUCUCAUGCCACUGAGAACAGGGAGCUGAAGGCCCAGUUUGAAAACCAUCAACGCGAGUCUGGCGCCUUAGCCAUCCAACACGCAGCUCUCAAAGACCUCCUUGGUGAGCGUGGAGUCAAUUAUUCUGAUAGCAGGCGUUCUCCUCGACUGGAUUCCCCUGGGUCUCGGUUUGGAACACCUGAGCAGAGUCGACUUCGUGAGCUAGAGCAGCAACUCUCGACCAGUCUUAAGGCCCAUGAAGAAAUGAAGGCGUCAUUCGAGACUCGCGAGCAAGAAGCUGACCGUGCAUAUAAGGAGAAGCUAGAACAACUUGAAAAUGAUUACCAGUCAGCAGUUCAUUAUGUUAAGGGAACUGAAAAGAUGUUGAAGCGGAUGAAGGAUGAACUUACUCGUUAUAAGUCCCAGAAUGCAAAGAUACAAUCAGAAUUGGAAGCAGCCCAGAGUGACAAAGCACAACCUUCUGACCGAUCGCCGAUGCAGGCCGAGUGGGAGACUGAACGUGCACAACUUCAGAAGUCUCUUGCCGACCUACAGCAAGACACUUCGUCCUCUAUCGCAAAACUCGAAAGCGAGCUCGCCAAACUGAAGAAGGAUCUCUCUGCCGCCGAGGCUGAUAAGGAAAACGCUCGAUCAGAAUAUGAAAGUUCCCAUCAAGAACUGAUGGCUUCUGCGGAAAAGAGCCGUGCCGAACUGGAUCAGCUUAAACACGAAAAUGCUCUUCUCGAGAGUCGCGCCUCGGAUGCUGAACAGAAGGUCAAUAUGCUUUUGGAUCAAGUCGAAGCGUCGGUUGGGCAUUACCGUCGACAGUCCCAGCAUGGCCAAAACAUGAACGGCAUCUCGCGGACCUAUAGCAACGCCUCGAGCAACACCAUCAGCAGAUCAAGAGCCAACAGUGCUGUGUCACAGGAGGAUCCAUUCCCUGACAAUCGUGGCUCCAUGGCUUUGGACUCCCUGGCCAAUGAACUGGAGACCUUGCGUAGCCACUGGGAGAGUACCAACCGCAAUUAUCGGUUAAGCACUCAGUCUGACUUCGACCGGACUCCCACCAAAGAGACAGGGCUAAGUGACAGCCUUGCGGAAUGGAGGCGGCGCUUGGAUGAGGAUGACACCAGAGCAAGUUCUCCUGAGAAAAGUAAACCCCGUAACACAGAAGGGGGGGCUACAACAACAAACAUGAUUUAAGAAACUCGGCAGUAUGCGGAUGGCUUGUCUAUACUCUAUUGGAAAACCUGCUGCGAGGCCUGAGGCUUGCCAGGGCCACCCUGUGUCUUCAGUAUCGCGUCCUCGAAGCGCCCUGGCGCUGUGUAUGGUUUGAUGGAUCGUUGACUUGUCAUCUCGGCAUAUGUUAUGUGUGUUUUAUAAUGGUUUGUUACUCUGACUAUCAGCUGGCUAUUUUAGUCAGUCCGCGAUGAAGUCAGGGAAUUAUGAUUCAUUUCCCAUGUUGUUCAUGUUCCUUCUUUCCCUCUCCUAUGUUUGUUCCUUUUGUCUUCUUUUUGU